Molecule: messenger RNA, 888 nt
Organism: Prunus mume (Japanese apricot)
Lineage: Eukaryota; Viridiplantae; Streptophyta; Magnoliopsida; Rosales; Rosaceae
Source: RefSeq, a predicted model, not a curated record
AUGAGCAUGAAUAACCUUAACUUCGAUGACCAAUACGGGAUUUUGAGAACAUUUUCUGAUUCAAUGCCAACUCAUUACACGUUCAAAAUACAGUUGUUUUCAUUGAUGUCCAAACAUUCACUGAAGAGAUAUGAAUCGGAGGACUUUGAAGCUGGAGGAUACAAAUGGAAACUGGCUUUUUAUCCAAAUGGAAACAAGAGCAAGAAUGUGAAAGAGCACAUCUCUCUUUACUUAGUAUUGGCUGGAGCAAAUGGCCCCCAGACCUGUUGGGAAGUGUAUGCUGCUUUCAGGUUGUUUCUACUUGAUCAGAACAAUGGCAAGUACUUGGCUCUUCAAGAACAAAAGGAAAGGUGCUUCCAUGGGAUUAAGCUUGACUGGGGAUUUGAUCAAUUUCUCUCUCAAAAAGAUUUCACUGAUGCUUCCAAUGGAUUUCUUGUGGAUGACGCCUGUGUGUUUGGAGCAGAGGUCUUUGUUCGGAAAGAAAGAAGCACAUGCAAAGGAGAGUGCCUAUCAAUGAUCAAGGAUGCCGUUAUGUACAAGCAUGUUUGGAAAAUUGAAAACUUGUCAAAGUUAGAUGAGGAGAGCUACGACUCAGAAACAUUCAUCGCUGGAGACCAGAAAUGGAAGAUAGAGUUCUAUCCCAUGGGAAGAGACGACGGGAAGGAUAGCCAUCUUUCUAUUGAUUUGGCAUUGGCUGAUCCCACAUCUCUGUCUCCUACCUCUAAAUUAUAUGCACAGUUUACCCUUCGCCUCGUAGAUCCAGUGUACAGCCACCGUCACUUUGAAUAUGGUACUAAAGCUACUUGGUGGUUCAGUGCCUCCAGUCCGAAGCUGAGAGAAUUGAUAUCUUUGUAUGUAUAUGUGUAUUUUAACUUCAUACAGAACUAG